AAUGCCAACAGCUCUUUCCUGUUUUUUAACAGCUCCCAAGUGCACAACUGUCAGACGAGCUUGUUUUUACAGUAUAACUGUCAGGUGCCUUUGGAAAACACCAACCGCAGCUACGUAACGCGUAAACCUCACAGCGUGUCUCUACUGAACAGAGCGUUCUUAUCCACGAGAAAACAAACAAAUAGCAUUAGAAUCACAUCCAGGCUAUAAUCAGAAAGCAUUCAGGAUACAAAACGCCAUUCGAAUAUGUUUAGAAAUGAAUGCCGUGAAGGAAGUCUACGUUCACGCUGAUACUUUAAGUCAAGGCGACUUCCUAGUGAGAACGCAGACCGAUCUUACAGAUUCGACCGUUCAAGAAAAUGGCGAGAAGAUGCUAGAGUUCUCCGUCAAAUGAUCGUGGACAAAUACAUACUAGUUAGAAGAACACGACUAAACGCAACACGUUGUGCAUAAGAAGCGGUCGGUGCGAGUACAAACGACACAGUUAUACAAGUAAAAGAGCAUUUUAACGAAUGAAGGGACAUCGAUUAUAUCUACAUGAAAAAAAUCACACACACACGUACACACUCAGAGCAAGAGUGCUAGGAUUAUCCUGAAAAGGUGUGAAUAUGAUACUGGCUGUGAUCAGUCAGAAUGUACUGUAUGUAUGUCAGUUAUUUAGGAGGCUGUGUGAGCAGUGGGCUGUGCAACAUCAGAUCAUCCAAACACACACUUGGGAUCUCUCGACAUAACCACCAGCGUUAUACACCAUAAGCGCCAGAGUGUGCAGUGAGCGUACACCGAAGACACGCUGACGAUGAGAGCGGAGACCCUGAUCCCAGGCUUUCUUUUGCUGAGCUUAAGUGGAGGACACAUGGACCCUAACGUCAUUUCAUUUAGUCCAGGCGUUCAACUAUUUGUUAAAGGCAUUCGUGUCAAGACCGUGGCUCCCAAACUACAGAUCUUGCUACCGCUUGGACUUUGGACGGAGACGACUGACUCUGCCAUACUUACGUGUAUCAUUACAGGAUUACACUCCAAACUAAUACACAUCACUUGGAAGAUUAAUGAGAGCACAGUGACACAAAAACACACCACAUUUGACAUCUUCCAGGAGACUGAUGGCACAUUCACUGCUUUAGGGAUCUUUUACCCCACGCCAGGUCAUGAGCUGAAGAGUGAUGAUGUAUACAGAUGUGAGGUCAAGCAAGGAGGAGUAAUUUACUAUGAAGAAGUAUGGCCAUCUCGCUGUGAACAGUCACUGUGACAUCGUGUGGUUUUAUGUGAUGCGUUUUGGACUCUUCGGAUUGUUUAGAAGGCCCUACUUUUAGGGUUGCCAGGUCUGUGUUUUCCAGUGGGUUACGUUCUAUUUUGUAUUUUCCAUUUUGAUGAAUUAUAUCCAUUUACACAACCCUAAUAAAUUGAUUUGAAAAACGCAUGCACUGUUUUGUAUGUAUGUGGGUGGAAAAAUAGUGAACGAGCGUUGUUAAAAGCUGAAAAAAAUAAAACCAGAUGACUAGUAUUAGGUAUUCUUUAUUCCUGAUAAUAUAAGACCAUCUUAAGACCUUGAUGGAACCCAAAGCCGUUUAGGAUAUUAUGUGUAGUUUGCGUACUGCUUCAUUUAAAAUAUAGCAUAAAAUGUUCAUGUAAAUAUCACAAUAUUCACUAACCAUCCUGUUUGAUAUGAACACCUAUAUACUUGUUCGUUUAUGCAAUUAUCCAUCGCCUGCUUUUUUUCCCCCCAGUCUUCAAAUGUCCAGUCUAGGUGAGCCUGCGUUCAUUGUAGGCUCGGAUUCCUGUUCUUGACCGCUUCAUGUUUGUUCUGAGAUGCUUUUCUGUUCACCACGGUUGUAAAGAGUGCUUAUAUGAGUUACCAUAACCUUCCUCGCAGCUCGAACCGGUCUGGCCGUUCUCCUCGGACCUCUCUCAUCAACAAGACAUACUACAGUCUGCAGUACUGCCACUCACUGCGUGCUUUUUUUUUUUGUUGUUGUUGUUGUUUGUUUGUUUUUGCACCAUUGUGUUUAUACUCUACAGACUGUCAUGUAUGAAAAUCUAAAAUAUCUGAAAUACUCUGACCAGCCUGUCUGG
This is a messenger RNA of Ictalurus punctatus (channel catfish), 2070 nucleotides long. RefSeq lists its product as uncharacterized. The transcript has 3 exons. The record is from RefSeq and is a predicted model, not a curated record. Lineage: Eukaryota; Metazoa; Chordata; Actinopteri; Siluriformes; Ictaluridae. Bases 797 to 1246 code for a protein of 149 amino acids.